Pipistrellus kuhlii (Kuhl's pipistrelle) is the source of this 2634-nucleotide messenger RNA. It is a transcript of the gene FBLIM1, whose product is annotated as filamin binding LIM protein 1. Gene Ontology annotation, biological process: cell-cell adhesion. The transcript is spliced from 8 exons. Lineage: Eukaryota; Metazoa; Chordata; Mammalia; Chiroptera; Vespertilionidae. Gene Ontology annotation, molecular function: filamin binding. The coding region runs from base 129 to 1262 and encodes 377 amino acids. Gene Ontology annotation, cellular component: stress fiber; focal adhesion. The record is from RefSeq and is a predicted model, not a curated record.
CCGGGGCGGAGGGAGCCGGGGGGCGGGGAGGGCUGAGGGCGGGAGGCCCGGCGGCGGCUCUGGCCUCGGGUCGGAUCGGAGCCGGCAGGACGGACGCGGCUGCCCAGCCCUGCCCCCGGAGCGAGGCGAUGGCCUCCCAGCCUGAGAAGCGGGUCGCCUCGUCCGUCUUCAUCACCCUGGCCCCCCCACGUCGCGGUGAGGCCGUGGCUGAGGACGUGAGGCGGGCAGCCUGCGAGGCCCGGCCCAGCCGCCCCUGGGAGCUGCCUGCCGCCACGAAGGCCCCCGGAGCCGGCCCGGCGGGGAGGCCUGGCCCCUGGACACCGGCCGGCAGGGCCGCCGCCUCAGUGCCAGCUGCCCCCGCUCCGCUGUCCAAUGGAGGCCGCUCUCUCCCGCCUCCUCCCCGCGACGGUGAGGAUGCUCUCCCGGACCUGGACCUGCUCCCGCCGCCGCCGCCCCCACCAGCAUACCCGCCGCCCCCUGACGAGCAGCCGCCAGCCCCGGGGGCUGAGCUCAUCUCUGACUUCGAGCAGCUACACCUGCCCCCACCACCACCCCCAGCACAGACCCUGGCAGAGGGGCCUCCGUCCCAGCCCGGGCCCAGUCGACUCAGGCCCGCCCAGGAGGAGCUGCCGCCGCCCCCAGAGGAGCCGGUAGGCUUCCCGGAGAGAGAGGCGUCCACCGACGUCUGUGCCUUUUGCCACAAGACGGUGUCACCCCGAGAGCUGGCUGUGGAAGCCAUGAAGAGGCAGUACCACGCCCAGUGCUUCACGUGCCGCACCUGCCGCCGCCAACUGGCUGGGCAGAGCUUCUACCAGAAGGAUGGGAGGCCCCUCUGUGAACCCUGCUACCAGGACACCCUGGAGAAGUGCGGCAGGUGUGGCGAGGUGGUCCGCGAACACAUCAUCCGGGCCCUGGGCCGGGCCUUCCACCCGGCCUGCUUCACGUGCGUGGCCUGUGCCCGGUGCAUCGGGGAUGAGAACUUCGCGCUGGACGGCCAGAACGAGGUGUACUGCCUGGACGACUUCUAUCGGAAAUUCGCCCCUGUGUGCAGCAUCUGUGAGAAUCCCAUCAUCCCCCGGGACGGGAAGGACGCCUUCAAGAUCGAGUGCAUGGGAAGGAACUUCCAUGAGAACUGCUACAGGUGCGAGGACUGCAGGAUCCUCCUGUCCGUGGAGCCCACGGACCAAGGCUGCUACCCGCUGAACAACCGUCUCUUCUGCAAGCCGUGCCACGUGAAGCGGAGCGCUGCGGGGUGCUGCUGAGAGCACCCACUGUUAGCCCGGGUCGGGGUCCCUUCCCCGACUCAGUUUCCCUUCCUGGCCUGCUCUUGCACAGUUUCCUCCCGAGCCCCUACAGGGACCGGCCCGUCGCGUCUGGGACGCAGGGCUGAGCCGCCUGCCCCGGCCCCGCCUCCUCCUGGCUCGGCGGGGGGCGGCUGCACAGGGUGGCCCUCGGACUGUCACUCUUCCUUCCAUCCUCUGGGCGCAGGGCGAAUACACCAUGAGCAUCGCCCCGGGUACUCACGUCCGAGGCUCUGGUCGCUCUUGUGUGCCGGCCUUGGCCUCCCCGUUUCCAGGAGUGAGUUGGGGCCAGUUUCAGGCGGCACCCUGGGUCCCUCAGCAAUGACGCUUUAGAUGUCCCUGAAGGGGGCAGGUGCAGAAAAGAGACGCACGAGGGCGCCCUCUGCUGGCGGUGUGAGUAAAACUCUUAAGGUUCCUUAAAAAGCGCUUUUUAAAAAAUUUAAAUGAUGGGAAACAUUCUUUGGAUUUUUUUGGGGGGGGGGGAGGUGUUAUAUCUUAAUAGGAAAUGUCUCCCAUUUGUUCAUAAAUGUACGAGGAUGGGACCCGGCGGUGCAUGGCUGUGGACUCCCCCCCACACACCCGGGGGACAUGGGGCCCAGGCCCAGCCGUGAACUAGAACAGGAGCAGGAGGAGAGGGUGACAUGUGCUGACACCCAAGGACGUUGGCCACACCCCACCCUGCUGCCUGGGGCUCCUGUGGGUGAGGCAGCUGACGCUCUGAGUGUCCCUCCUGCAGCCUUGACUGGGGCUGCGCACCCCACACACCCACGCUCCUCAGGACAGUGCCGGGCGGGGGUGCCCCUGCAGCCCCUUGGUUAUCUCCCCAAGUCCCACUGGGACCCUGCCUCCAGGCCGCCCUGUGACCGCUGCCUCUUCGAGGCCACACCCAGAAGAUCCUGCUUCCCUUUUAGGGACAAUCACUUCUGUUGCUUUGUAACGCGGAGGCGUUUUGUAGGACGUGAGCAGGUUAAGAUGUGCUUUGCUCCGUGGGGUCUGGAUGCACCACAGGCUCCUGUGAGGCCACCCCGGCUCCUAGCACUUGUCUGUGAGCCUCGUGGGGGCUUCAGAGCUGAGCCAGCUUCCUGCAUGCAGCCUGGAGGAGGGGCUCCCAGACUCCAGGGCUGCACACACCCCCUCCUCCUCACGGUCAUGAUCAAAGACCUCGCAUCCUCUCCUGUCCUUAAUAUUCUCUUCAAAUCAACAUACUUUUUUAUUUUUUACUCCCAGCUUUAGUCUUGUGCUAAACAAUAUAUCCACGCAGUCACCUGCUGAUGUGCUAGUUUCUGUGUUUUUCCUAUUCUACAUGGAAAUAAAUGCAUAACUGUUAGAAGUC